Molecule: messenger RNA, 7678 nt
Organism: Rhea pennata
Lineage: Eukaryota; Metazoa; Chordata; Aves; Rheiformes; Rheidae
Product: protein O-mannosyl-transferase 2-like
Exons: 21
Coding region: 36-2276 (746 amino acids)
Biological process (GO): protein O-linked glycosylation
Cellular component (GO): membrane
Molecular function (GO): mannosyltransferase activity
Source: RefSeq, a predicted model, not a curated record
GAGCACGGUGGCCGCCUCCUCUUACCGGGCUGCGGAUGCCGCUGACGGCGAGGAGCUGCCAGGCCGAGUCGGGCCCGCCCGGCGUGCCGUUCUGGCAGCGGGGGUCCCGCUGGCUGCCGGGAGGGCCGACCCUGCCCUGUCCUCCCGCCGCCGCCGCUUUGGCCCGCUGUGUGGCGGCCCCUGCGUGGGCUGACGCCGCGCUGGGCCUUGUCACCCUGCUCAGUUUCGCUUCCCGCUUCUACUGUCUGCCAGAGCCGCCACACGUUUGUUGGGAUGAAACACAUUUUGGGAAGAUGGGAAGUUACUACAUUAAUCGGACCUUCUUCUUUGAUGUCCAUCCUCCUUUGGGGAAGAUGCUGAUUGGACUUGCUGGCUAUCUUAGUGGAUAUGAUGGUACAUUUCCUUUCCAAAAGCCAGGGGACAGAUAUGAACAGCACAGCUAUGUGGGAAUGAGAGGGUUCUGUGCAUUUCUUGGCUCCUGCCUGGUUCCCUUUGCCUACCUCACAGUCCUGGAACUGUCCAAGUCACUGCCUGCAGCCUUACUCACAUCUGUCAUCCUUAUUUUUGAUACGGGCUGUAUUACUUUGUCCCAAUAUAUUCUGCUUGACCCUAUUCUGAUGUUUUUCCUCAUGGGAGCUGUUCUGAGUAUGGUUAAAUGUAACAGCUGUGCAGAUAGGCCGUUUUCCACCUCCUGGUGGUUCUGGCUGAGCCUGACUGGAGUGAACCUUGCUGGAGCAAUGGGGGUGAAGUUUGUAGGCCUUUUUGUAGUCCUACUGGUUGGCCUGAACACAGUCUUCCAUCUUUGGGACUUGCUGGGGAACCUCAGCCUAUCACUGGUCAUGUUUGGAAAGCAUUUACUGGCUCGAGUGCUCUGCCUCAUCCUGCUCCCGCUUGCCCUCUACACAGCUAUGUUUGCAGUUCAUUUUGCAGUUUUAAAUAAAAGUGGGCCUGGGGAUGGUUUCUUCAGUUCUGCCUUUCAGUCCCAGUUGAUUGGGAACAAUCUUCAUAACAUCUCUGUUCCAGAGUACUUGGCGUAUGGUUCUGUGGUCACAAUGAAGAACCUUCGGAUGGCAGGGGGAUACCUUCACUCACACUGGCACCUCUACCCAGAGGGCAUAGGAGCCCGCCAGCAACAGGUCACUGCCUACUUGCAUAAAGAUUUGAAUAACAUGUGGAUUAUAAAGAAACAUGAUUCAAAUACAGCAGAUGUUUUAGAUCCCUCCAGUCCUGUGGAGUUUGUGAGGCAUGGAGAUAUUAUUCGCCUGGAACAUAAAGAAACUUCUAGAAAUCUCCACAGUCACCAGCACGAGGCUCCCCUGACAAGGAAGCAUUUUCAGGUCACUGGCUAUGGAAUAAAUGGAACAGGAGAUUCCAAUGAUUUCUGGAAGAUUGAAGUGGUGGGCAGAAAGACUGGGAAGCUCAUAAAAGUCCUGCGGAGUCAGAUCCGGCUAACUCAUGUAGCCACAGGCUGCAUAUUGGGCUCUUCUGGAAAGACUCUACCAAAAUGGGGCUGGGAACAAGUAGAAGUUACCUGCACGCCAUAUCUGAAGGAGACUCCAAAUUCCCUCUGGAAUGUUGAAGACCAUAUUAACCCUAAGUUGCCCAAUAUCAGCCUGGAUGUUUUGAAGCCCUCUUUUGUAGAAAUUCUGCUAGAAUCCCAUAUGGUUAUGAUCCGGGGAAACAGUGGCCUCAAACCAAAGGACAAUGAAGUUACAUCUAAACCUUGGCACUGGCCUAUCAACUACCAGGGCCUGCGUUUUUCUGGUGUCAAUGAGACAGAUUAUCGAGUUUAUUUGCUGGGAAAUCCGGUGAUUUGGUGGCUGAAUCUCGUCACUAUUGGUUUGUAUCUUCUAAUGGCAAUUUCUGCCACAGUGGCCCUGAAGAGAGGUGUCCAGCUGACAUCUGAACUCAAAGAACUGUCCCAAGUCUUGCUGUGUGGCGGAGGGCAGAUUACACUGGGCUGGCUCCUUCAUUAUCUCCCUUUCUUUAUGAUGGGCCGAGUUCUCUAUUUUCACCACUACUUCCCUGCCAUGCUUUUUUCCAGCAUGUUGACAGGAAUCACCUGGGACACACUACUGAAGUUCUGUACUGGGUUCCUGUCAUCUAGCACUACAGCUAGAAAAGUAUAUGGAGGGGUGAUCCUGGUACUGCUUGUACUCAUCAUAUACAGCUUUUACCUCUUCCAUCCUCUGUCCUACGGCAUGAUAGGACCCAUGGCCUCAGACCCAAGCAGCCCCAUGGCAGGGCUUCAGUGGAUGGACUCCUGGGAGUUCUAAAGGCAGCAAAGGGAGCCUGGAAGCAGAGACAGAAAUGUGAGAUCUGCUGCAUAUCAGGCUGAUUCUGGGGCUUUGAAGACAUGUAACUAUAAAAUGCCUUCUCUGGAGAACUCUGGAUCUAGGAGCCCUGUUGCUUUGGCCUUUGUUUGCAUUGCCUGCUUCGGAAGACGAAGAGGGUGACCACAAGAAGGCUCUCUGAGGAAGACUCAAGUUGUGAAUCUUUAGGUUAUGUUUCUGGGCAGCCAGCUACUUAAAUCUAUUCUUAUGAGCAAUAUGUCAGAACCUGUUACGGUCAAAAAGCAGUGGUUUUCCAGGAGUGAGCCCUGUACAAGUCAUAGGGUGUGUGUUGUCUCAUGUUUACAUGUGUGGAUGUUUAUGUGUGUGUGUUGUCUUUCUGUAAUCCAUUUACCAUUGCAGUUCGAGAGUCAGUGUCUGAGGCAUGGAUAUGUUUUUUUUUUUUUUUUUUUUUAAUCAUGUUUAACAGCCUUUAUAGCAAGUCUCUCUCUCUCUCUCUCUCUCUUUUUUUUUCUUUUUUAUCUAAAAAAAAAAAAAAAAAGCUUCUUCUAAGUAUCUGGGGAUCUCUAUACCACUUUGCCCUGACUGUCUGUCUGCAUUUUUUGUGCUGACCCUCUACUUUCAGAAUUUGACUGAACUGAAAGGGUGUCCACUUGAAAUCUCCCUGAGCCACUGUGCCUUGUCUGUUUCUCAGGCCUUUUGCAGACAGAGGAAGUCGAGGUUGUUUGUUUAUCCCUGUAUAUUGCCUUGCUUUCUGGACACCUUUAAUGGUUUGUAAUGAUUACCCAGCAAGCCUCUACACACAGUUGAACUGUUUUAGCUCAGCGCUCAACAGUUUCGUACAGAACUGCAAAGAAGCUACAAAGGAAAUUAUAAUGGAAGCAGUACGUAAUUUAUUUCCUGCCCCAAUGUACUGUGAAGACUGGUCCCCUUGGGGAUGGGCUAGGAAUUAAAACGCUAACUUGGAAAUUGUACUGACAGCUAUCAUUCACCUUUUAAUCUCAGCUGUUCCAGUGCCAGUAUCUGUACUUUUAGGAGGAAGGCGUCAUCUUAAUGAAUAUGGCAUCUGCAAAACUGGUUGUGGGUGCCACUUGCACACCGUAUUGCUAUACUGAGCAAUUUCCCUGUCAUAGACGGCUGACCACUGAAAUACUACAUUGAAAGAAAUGUGAUACCAGGCAAAUUUCUUCAUGUGUUAGGUGUCAUUGGAUGUUGAAUUCACUCCUCCUUAGAAAGCAGAACACUUUUUGUUGGUUAUUGAUUCCUUUCUCUACUGUUAUGGUUCUUUUUUGGGCCUUUUGAAUGUUCUUUACGUUCAGUCUCCCAUCCUUAAUGCCUGAAUUAUAAUUUGUUGUCACAGUUUACUGUUACUACCUUAUAACAUCCAAAGCAAAUGACACUUAAACUCUAGCUGUGUUUCUGUCUCAACAAGUAAUAUUUUGUGUAGGUAUCAAGGAACUCAAGCCUGUCAUUUCAGAGUCCUUCUCAGGCUUGCAUCAAAAUGAUGUACACAUGUUGCUGGGAGAGCAGCAGGUGAAUGUGUCUGUUCUCAAACACGAAUUGUGCAUUCUUUCUCUUACUGAACCUAGAAUUCUUUGUGCCUUUGCAUUAUCCCCAAGGUGGUUGUCCUGUGUACAGCACUGAGACUCUAAUCAGGCUUGAUUUCAUUCCUUUCUGAUAGAGGAUCCAUUUAAUAGAGGAUUGUUCAGUAAGGCAGCCGCUUGUUAUCGUAAGGUUCUGGCUUGGAGUGUCACAUCUACCUCCAGAUGCUGACUUCUAUAGAAACUAACUCAGAUGGUAUGGAUGUGUGCUUUUGAUUCAAAAGGUUUUGAAUUAAUUACCUGCUGAUAAUUCGUGGUGGGAAGUCAUUAUGCUAACUAGCUACUGGAUUUGAUGAUUCUUUUUCAUUUGCUAUUGCAGAAAGUGUUCCCACCUGCUUGAACCAGGGCUUCACAGAGAUGAUAUAUAGGCAAGAAGGGUGAGGGAGAAGGUUGCAAACUUCUUCAAAUCCUUCUAGGUCUGACAGGAAUUAAAGCAGCAGCUGCAACUUGUUAGCUGUUGGCAAUAUGACAGGCAGACAGUGCUCUGCUGCAUUUGUAGCAAUGAGAUUCGGCUUCUUCUCUUUUUGGUGAGAUUAUCUGCUUAAUGCUGUGCUAUCAUGAAUAUGAGCUUUCCAUACAGUGGCCUCGUUGCUGUGGGAAGGAAUUGCCACAGGGGCUGAUAAGAGACUGACGUGGAUUAAAGGCAUGGAUUUUUCAGCACACGUGAUCACGUUCUUGCCAUAAUCACUAACUGGAAAAGCUAAGAAAUUUGUGAGUGUUUUGAAGUUACAGUUUCUGAAAUUCUUUACUCAUCAACUUAAAAGUGUGGGGAAUUAAAAAUCACCUCAGUAGCCUCAAUUAGUGCAGUGGUUAUGAAAGAAUUAGCUUUGUAGGAGCUACCUGAGGAAGACGAGCCAGUGAAUUCCUUGAUUCAACUUUCUGUGCCCAAACUCAGCUUGUUUCAAUACAAACAAAGGGUUAUUUUAAUUUAGUAUGGACAAUUUUGAAAUCUGCUGUUGAGAGCACUUGGUUAGCAUUGGGGCUAAUUCAUUUUUUAUGUCCUGUAUACUAGUAAUGGGAUGGAGGCAUACACUGGAGAAAAGUCUAGAUAUCCCACAAGAGGAAGCAGCCUCCAGCAGCAUUUCUUUUUUCCAUCUGGAAUUAAGAGUACUGAAAGGUCUAUACUUGAAGACUAGAGGCAGACAUUAAGAGGGCAUGCAUUUCAUCUGCUGCUUCUGGAGUCCAAGGGAUGGAUUUGCAAGGAAGUGUAAACUGAUUUUGCUCUAUUCUUUUUUUCAGUAGAGAAAGCCUGGGAAUUUAUCUUAGCUGAGAAUUUUUCCCUCAAUAUUUGCUUCUCAAAAGAAAUCUGUCAGGUCAUAGCUGAAAACAAAAUAGUAGCCUAUAUUUUAUGAGGCCAGUAAGAUAUAAUAAUGCUGAUUCCCUUACUGACUCUGACACUACAUUAUAUGUCUCAGAGUGGAGCAGGCAUGAAGCAAUUGGAGUAGGGCACUCUUUUUGCUUUCUGAGUGUAAUUUGAGCUGUUUCAGUUCAGUUUUUCCAUUCUCGGUUGUGGAACGAGUUCAGGUUCAUCUUGAGGACUGCUUAUGAAUCCUGUUCCCCAGUCAUGUGGAAAAUAGCUAAUGAUCCUUCCCAAGGCCAGAAGAAGCUGCUCACUAAAGCAGCUGCUCUCUUUGAAUUUUACCUGACAGCGCUCUUUUUAUCACUAGCAAAGUAUUUCAUCAAACUGUGCGUCUAUGGAAUCAAAUUGCAAAAAGCUGCAGGCUUCUAGGUUCCCAUUUCUUUCUUUUCUCCCUUCCCCCCCCCCCCCCCCAUAUAAACUCUGUUUUCAAUUCUUCCGUCUUUGAUAAACGGACAGGAGGGCUCUAGGCACAUCCAAAUUAUCCUAGACAAUCCAUCUAUCUGAAAAGGGUUUUGUUUGCAGUUGCUUCAGGAUACCCGUACACACCUCUUCCUGCAGCAGCAACUGACCUGUUUCCAGGGAGCAGGCUACUUGUGUAUGAGACAGAGGUGUGACUGAGGAGGAUUUAAGUCAUGCUUUCUUUGCCAAGGCUGUCUUUGCUCCAGGUGGAAGAUUUGGUGUGUCAUGCACUGCUCACCAGCAUUAUUCACAAGCCUGUGAGCUGAGAAAGUCACCACCAGACUGGUCUGCAGGGAAUUUUCUUUUUGCAUCUUAAUUGGAUGGGCUUGUUGUUGCACAGAGUGCAUUAAUACCUACCUAUUUAUAUCCCCAUUCUGUUCCUUCCACUUCAAGUACUGCACAAAGUACAGGCAUUUCUUUGCUUCUCUGGUCUUUAGGCUGUGUUUCCAUUUCUUACAAAGUGUGUCUGAAAAGUAGAACUGGAUGUCUUAUAUUAUCCUGAGUGAAUAAGCACCUGUCACGUGCACUGACAGUAAAUCCAGACCCUUGUUACAGAAAGGUAAAAAGAUGUGUUAUUUGAGAGUUUGUAGGGCAGGGGUGUUCUGCAAAUUGUCCAUCCUGCGUACCUCUGGCGAUCAUCUUCAGGGAACUUGAGUAUGAACUCAGUGUGGAAUCACAGAAAUUUACCUGAAGCUCUCCGUCAUUGCUGGGCAUAGUGACUUUCCUUCCAGAGCUAUCUAUGCCUGUGUGACUUAGGGUCCGGGUUGGCACUCUCUGUACAAGUACCAUUAGAACACUAUUUCUUCCUGUCAAGUCCCUACUGGCAACGUGAACAUCUCCAGCACUGGUCCUGCAUCUCCACCCGCUGAAUGUAAGUAAGACUUUUUUUUUUUAUCCCCCCUUUCCAGCAAGUGACCUCUUUACCAUUAGCGCAGUGUGUAUUGUGAAGGAUAAAAUGCGUGGAUUCUUACAACAUCAUAAGACAACUGGGAAGGGAAAUUUGGGGAUAAGAGCAAUACUUCUACGGCAUGCUUGCUCCAUUUAAGGAGCUUGUGGGUUGCAAGCAGUCAGGACUGAAAACUGCUCUUUUUUCCAAGGCACUUACAGCUGGGUUUCAUGGUUGCUUAUGAGUUGCUUUACUACUUAAAUUCCCUCAUGCCCUUUUCAUUGGAUAUAAAGGGCUAUUGAAUGUCACCGAUAAUAAUUAAGAAGAGAAAAUAUUAGUGCUAAAACCGCUCCUGUUGAAUUUGUAUUUGGUCCUAAAACUCUGACAGGUAAAUUUAUUGUGUUUUACAAGGGCAACUGUUAAGAGCCAUACUUCCAAGAGCUGAGCUGUGACUGAAUAGAAGUUCAGAGCAGUGUUGCUGAGAGGAGUUCUUUUGUAAUCCUGUUCUGUAUUCCGAACCUUUCUUACUAAUGCUGCUGAUAACCCUGUCUGUCUGCAUCAGUCCAUGAACUGAUUGUCGUCUUAUUCUUCUGAGGUAUGGUUACUGCACUGCACAGUAAAGAUUGGAGAAUGCUUUCUUGAGCUAUAAUGCAUUUUGUACGGGAACUCAUGGAAAAUGAGGUAGAACUUUGAAUUCUAAUUAGAAUUUUAUUUUGUGAUAAAUAGCUUUUCUUUCAAACACUCUUUGAGUCUAGAUCUUCCCCCCCUUUCUUUUCUUUCUCACCCUCCCUCCCCCAGAAUAGCAACAUGAAGUUUAAAUGGACCCAUUGGAGAGUUUUUAUUUUAUUUAUUUAUUUGCCAGUGGUGAUCUAUACAACAGAAGCCAUGGCCAGCAUCAACUUUAUAUAUAUAAUCAACAAAUAUUGCUGGACUGUAAUUCCAGGAGACAAUGUUUUACUGCAGUGCAAGAGAUGUGUUGGUAAGCACAAUGGGAAAUGAAACUGGUACAUUUGGAUGAGAAUGAAGUACUGUUUGCUGAGGUGGGUUUAAUCUCUUCGCAUUAAAGCUAUGUUAAACUGUA